Molecule: messenger RNA, 561 nt
Organism: Chlorella variabilis
Lineage: Eukaryota; Viridiplantae; Chlorophyta; Trebouxiophyceae; Chlorellales; Chlorellaceae
Exons: 4
Molecular function (GO): RNA binding
Source: RefSeq, a predicted model, not a curated record
UCCAGCCGGCGCAACGAGGAGAAGGUGCGGUGCACUGUCUACAUCUCCGACAUCUCAGACACCGUCACCGAGGCACAGCUGGCCGCCUUCUUCCAGGACUGCGGCCAGCUGGUGGACUGCCGCGUGUGCGGCGACCCAAACUCCUCCAUGCGAUUCGCCUUCAUCGAGUUCAUGCAGGAGGAUUCUGCGCAGCAGGCGCUGGGCAAGAGCGGCGCGAUGCUGGGCGACUUCCCCAUCCGUGUCAGCCCUUCCAAGACUGCCAUCGUGCCCGUCAACAACACCUACCUGCCCCGCAGCACCGAGGAGCGCGAGCUGGUGGCGCGCACCGUGUUUGUGGGCAACAUCGACCGCGUGGUGGAGCGCGAGCAGCUCAGCGAGUUCUUCCAGAAUCUGUGCGGCCCUGUGUCCAAGAUCCGCCUGCUGGGCGACUCGCAGCACAGCGCCAAGAUCGCUUUCAUCGAGUUUGUCACGGCGGAGAGCGCCAGGGCCGCGCUCAAGCUGAGCGGUGCUCUGCUAGGUACACUCCCGCUGCGUGUCUCCCCCUCCAAGACGCCCGUGCGU